GGAAAGAACACAGAGCAACAUAUCCACUUGUUGAGAUACGGCAUGAAUUCAAAAGGCAGGCAAAAAUAUUUGCAAGCAUAACACUCCCUGGCCUGACUUCAAAGAAACCAGUCCAACUUUUGAUGUCAGGAUUCACCUCCAGGUGGGGUGAGAGGUCAUCAGACGAGUUUAAAAGGAUGGACAGUCUUGAUGAUAAGGGGUCCCAAGAUGAGGAUAAAGCCACAGAGAGGCAUGUUGAUGAUCGGUCCCCAGCUUGGGUUAAAGAGGAGUCACUAGGCACAACUUGUGGAAAAGACAUUUUACCUGUCCAAAGCACCAGCAGUCCUGAAGGCAUGUCAGAGAUGCGGCACUCAGUGACGGAGAGGCCUGAUGUUGCGGGUUCCCCAAGUGGGGUUAAAGAGAUGGAGAGGUCUGAUGAGGGGUGGUUACCAGGUUCAACAUGUGGUAAAGGAAGUGGAAGAGACAAUUCACCUCUCCACAGCACUAAGAGUCCUGAAGGUAUACCAGAGAUACAACUCCCAAUGCAGAAGAACAGUGGUGAAGUUGGAGAAGAAGGCACCAAACCAACUCAAAAUACUGAGAGUACAUCUGUUAAGGAUAUUCAACAAAACAUCAGAGAAUAUCUGAAUUCAGAUGAAGAGGAUUAUUCAGGAGAACAACAUACUACAAACUGGGUGGUUCCUCCUCCAGACCAUCUGACUGUUGACUCAGUGGACACCACAUCAGCUACUGUCAACUGGAAACCUCCACCAGGAUUGGACCAAACCCAUCAUCAUUACCAGAUCUCCUAUCGCUGUCCAGGGACAGAACCUCAUACCACUACCACAUCUACAACCAGCAUCACUCUCUCUGAUCUGAGACCUGCUACUGAGUACUCUGUCACUGUCUGGACUGUGGGGCACAAUGGAAAAACAAGUAAACUGGUGUUGACAACUCUCAUCACAAUGCUCCCUCCUCCAGACCAUCUGACUGUUGACUCAGUGGACACCACAUCAGCUACUGUCAACUGGAGACAUCCACCAGGACUGGACCAAACCCAUCAUCAUUACCAGAUCUCCUACCACUGUCCAGGGACAGAACCUCAUACCACUACCACAUCUACAACCAGCAUCACUCUCUCUGAUCUGAGACCUGCUACUGAGUACUCUGUCACUGUCUGCACUGUGAUGGAAAAUGGGGUGCAAAGCCAACCAGUGCCAGUGACUUUGAUCACAAAGGUUCCAGCACCAAGUGACUUUACUAUAGAGGAGCAGAAAUCCACCUCAUUCACCAUAAGAUGGACCAAGGGUUCUGGACUGGACCAAACGCCUCAACACUUCCUCAUAUCCUACAGUAGCCCGGGGAAACAGCCCAUAACAGAAGAUACUGAUGACUGUUACAGAACUCUCUCUGACCUGGAACCAGGGACUCAGUACACUGUCAGUGUCUCAACUGUUCUGACCAGUGGACAAGAGAGUGAUCCUGUCUCUACAACCAUCUACACUGUGGUUCCUCCUCCAGUCCAUCUGACUAUUGAUUCAGUGGACACCACAUCAGCUACUGUCAACUGGAGACAUCCACCAGGAUUGGACCAAACCCAUCAUCAUUACCAGAUCUCCUACCACUGUCCAGGGACAGAACCUCACACCACCACCACAUCUACAACCAGCAUCACUCUCUCUGAUCUGAGACCUGCUACUGAGUACUCUGUCACUGUCUGCACUGUGAUGGAAAAUGGGGUGCAAAGCCAACCAGUGCCAGUGACUUUGAUCACAAAGGUUCCAGCACCAAGUGACUUUACUAUAGAGGAGCUGAAAUACACCUCAUUCACCACAAGAUGGACCAAGGGUUCUGGACUGGACCAAACGCCUCAACACUUCUUCAUAUCCUACAGUAGACCGGGGAAACAGCCCAUAACAGAAGAUACUGAUGACUGUUACAGAACUCUCUCUGACCUGGAACCAGGGACUCAGUACACUGUCAGUGUCUCAACUGUUCUGACCAGUGGACAAGAGAGUGAUCCUGUCUCUACAACCAUCUACACUGCGGUUCCUCCUCCAGACCAUCUGACUGUUGACUCAGUGGACACCACAUCAGCUACUGUCAACUGGAAACAUCCGCCAGGAUUGGACCAAACCCAUCAUCAUUACCAGAUCUCCUACCACUGUCCAGGGACAGAACCUCAUACCACUACCACAUCUACAACCAGCAUCACUCUCUCUGAUCUGAGACCUGCUACUGAGUACUCUGUCACUGUCUGCACUGUGAUGGAAAAUGGGGUGCAAAGCCAACCAGUGCCAGUGACUUUGAUCACAAAGGUCCCAGCACCAAGUGACUUUACUAUAGAGGAGCAGAAAUCCACCUCAUUCACCAUAAGAUGGACCAAGGGUUCUGGACUGGACCAAACGCCUCAAUACUUCCUCAUAUCCUACAGUAGCCCGGGGAAACAGCCCACAACAGAAGAUACUGAUGACUGUUACAGAACUCUCUCUGACCUGGAACCAGGGACUCAGUACACUGUCAGUGUCUCAACUGUUCUGACCAGUGGACAAGAGAGUGAUCCUGUCUCUACAACCAUCUACACUGUGGUUCCUCCUCCAGUCCAUCUGACUAUUGAUUCAGUGGACACCACAUCAGCUACUGUCAACUGGAGACAUCCACCAGGAUUGGACCAAACCCAUCAUCAUUACCAGAUCUCCUACCACUGUCCAGGGACAGAACCUCACACCACCACCACAUCUACAACCAGCAUCACUCUCUCUGAUCUGAGACCUGCUACUGAGUACUCUGUCACUGUCUGCACUGUGAUGGAAAAUGGGGUGCAAAGCCAACCAGUGCCAGUGACUUUGAUCACAAAGGUUCCAGCACCAAGUGACUUUACUAUAGAGGAGCUGAAAUACACCUCAUUCACCACAAGAUGGACCAAGGGUUCUGGACUGGACCAAACCCCUCAACACUUCUUCAUAUCCUACAGUAGACCGGGGAAACAGCCCAUAACAGAAGAUACUGAUGACUGUUACAGAACUCUCUCUGACCUGGAACCAGGGACUCAGUACACUGUCAGUGUCUCAACUGUUCUGACCAGUGGACAAGAGAGUGAUCCUGUCUCUACAAACAUCUACACUGCGGUUCCUCCUCCAGACCAUCUGACUGUUGACUCAGUGGACACCACAUCAGCUACUGUCAACUGGAAACAUCCGCCAGGAUUGGACCAAACCCAUCAUCAUUACCAGAUCUCCUACCACUGUCCAGGGACAGAACCUCAUACCACUACCACAUCUACAACCAGCAUCACUCUCUCUGAUCUGAGACCUGCUACUGAGUACUCUGUCACUGUCUGCACUGUGAUGGAAAAUGGGGUGCAAAGCCAACCAGUGCCAGUGACUUUGAUCACAAAGGUCCCAGCACCAAGUGACUUUACUAUAGAGGAGCAGAAAUCCACCUCAUUCACCAUAAGAUGGACCAAGGGUUCUGGACUGGACCAAACGCCUCAAUACUUCCUCAUAUCCUACAGUAGCCCGGGGAAACAGCCCACAACAGAAGAUACUGAUGACUGUUACAGAACUCUCUCUGACCUGGAACCAGGGACUCAGUACACUGUCAGUGUCUCAACUGUUCUGACCAGUGGACAAGAGAGUGAUCCUGUCUCUACAACCAUCUACACUGUGGUUCCUCCUCCAGUCCAUCUGACUAUUGAUUCAGUGGACACCACAUCAGCUACUGUCAACUGGAGACAUCCACCAGGAUUGGACCAAACCCAUCAUCAUUACCAGAUCUCCUACCACUGUCCAGGGACAGAACCUCAUACCACUACCACAUCUACAACCAGCAUCACUCUCUCUGAUCUGAGACCUGCUACUGAGUACUCUGUCACUGUCUGCACUGUGAUGGAAAAUGGGGUGCAAAGCCAACCAGUGCCAGUGACUUUGAUCACAAAGGUCCCAGCACCAAGUGACUUUACUAUAGAGGAGCUGAAAUACACCUCAUUCACCACAAGAUGGACCAAGGGUUCUGGACUGGACCAAACCCCUCAACACUUCUUCAUAUCCUACAGUAGACCGGGGAAACAGCCCAUAACAGAAGAUACUGAUGACUGUUACAGAACUCUCUCUGACCUGGAACCAGGGACUCAGUACACUGUCAGUGUCUCAACUGUUCUGACCAGUGGACAAGAGAGUGAUCCUGUCUCUACAACCAUCUACACUGCGGUUCCUCCUCCAGACCAUCUGACUGUUGACUCAGUGGACACCACAUCAGCUACUGUCAACUGGAAACAUCCGCCAGGAUUGGACCAAACCCAUCAUCAUUACCAGAUCUCCUACCACUGUCCAGGGACAGAACCUCAUACCACUACCACAUCUACAACCAGCAUCACUCUCUCUGAUCUGAGACCUGCUACUGAGUACUCUGUCACUGUCUGCACUGUGAUGGAAAAUGGGGUGCAAAGCCAACCAGUGCCAGUGACUUUGAUCACAAAGGUUCCAGCACCAAGUGACUUUACUAUAGAGGAGCAGAAAUCCACCUCAUUCACCAUAAGAUGGACCAAGGGUUCUGGACUGGACCAAACGCCUCAAUACUUCCUCAUAUCCUACAGUAGCCCGGGGAAACAGCCCACAACAGAAGAUACUGAUGACUGUUACAGAACUCUCUCUGACCUGGAACCAGGGACUCAGUACACUGUCAGUGUCUCAACUGUUCUGACCAGUGGACAAGAGAGUGAUCCUGUCUCUACAACCAUCUACACUGUGGUUCCUCCUCCAGUCCAUCUGACUAUUGAUUCAGUGGACACCACAUCAGCUACUCUCAACUGGAGACAUCCACCAGGAUUGGACCAAACCCAUCAUCAUUACCAGAUCUCCUACCACUGUCCAGGGACAGAACCUCAUACCACCACCACAUCUACAACCAGCAUCACUCUCUCUGAUCUGAGACCUGCUACUGGGUACUCUGUCACUGUCUUCACUGUGAUGGGAGAUGAGAACCCAGCAAUCAAAAAGCCAAAAUCAUUAAUUUCAAGAUGGACCCUGGCUCCUCUGAAGCAAGUGCUUCAACGCUUCAAUAUAUUCCACUCUGACACCAAAACAGAGCCCUCAAUAGGGCUCCCUGACCUGCCUUCUGACAGUGUUUCAACUGUGCCGACCAAUCGACAAGAGAGUGAACAUGUCUCUAUCACCAUCUGCACUGCGGUUCCUCCUCCAGACCAUCUGACUGUUGACUCAGUGGACACCACAUCAGCUACUGUCAACUGGAGACAUCCACCAGGAUUGGACCAAACCCAUCAUCAUUACCAGAUCUCUUACCACUGUCCAGGGACAGAACCUCACACCACUACCACAUCUACAACCAGCAUCACUCUCUCUGAUCUGAGACCUGUUACUGAGUACUCUGUCACUGUCUGGACUGUGAUGGAAGAUGAGCAACUAAGUGAAUGGGUGCCAACAAACUUUACCACAAGAUCUUUUCUCAAGGAGCUGUUGUCAAAGACGGGACUUUCAGAUCAUUUUCCAAACAAACUGAUGUUAAGUAAGGUCCUUGAGAUCAAUGCUAAUACUACAUCAGAUGAACCGCUUACAACCGUUCAGUCACUUCCAGGAUCCUUUCUGAAGAAACUGAUGAUGGCAAAUGUAAAGGCUAGGAGUUCCAAUAGCAUGUCCACUGACACAAAUGUUUCCUGCAGGGGAAUAGACAGUUUUGAUAAUGUGGAAAAUGACUCUGAUAAUGUUCAUCCAUUGGACUUGAUUACUGCUGUCUUUCUGUGUUCAUACGGUAUCCUGCAGCAGGAGAUGGUCCAGAAAAUGUCCAUGUGUCAGUUUGCUGUUCCUCUCCUGCUGCCUAAUUGUGAUACAAAGCAAAGCACUUUGAUGCUAUGGGCCUUGAGGGACAUUGUGAAGAAGUUCAGACCCUCUUCACAAGCAAACACAAAGUCCUUUAGAGAGGAGAGAAUUGUAGUGUCUGAUGUUCCUAUGGUGUCUUUUGUGAGGCUAGGAGAGUGCAGCUUGUCAAAGUCUCAGAUUUUGAACAAACUCCUAAGUAAUGCUGAACAGUACCAUGACACCUUUGUUCAUCGUGAUAUGGAAUGUGGUGAUGUUCCUCGUAGAAUCUCAGAUGGUCUAGUUGAAAUCAGCUGGUACUUUCCAUGUGGGAACAGAAACAUUGACAUAUUCACAGAGCCUGUGGCUGUGGCCAAUCUCAGAGGAGACAUCAGGUCCUUUGAGAUACAGUUUUCCUUUUUGUGUCAGACAUCAGCUGCAGUAUUCAUUUUCAGUGAUGAUUUAGAGGAUGAUGUCAAGGUUUUUGCGGGAAAAAACACAAAAGCAGACAUGUUUUUGGUUGUAAACUCUCAGGCAAAAUUAUUUUCAAUAGAUACAUUAAGAAAAUUCAUCACAGACUACAAUAUCACUAAAGACAAUGUGAUUGUCAAGAAAAAGCAGAGUGAUGCACAAUUUGUAAAAACCCUUCAAUCAUCUAUAUUUGACAUCACUGAAAAAAGUCCCAACAAAUGUAAAGUGCAAGAGAUGACUACAAUAGCUUGUCAGUUGGGGAUUCUUGUUGAUGAAAAGUGUGAUGAGUGUCAGAAUGCUAAGAAAAAUGCAGAAGCAAUCACCAGCAACAUCAAAGACACAGUACAAUUCAAGAGGGAACAGCUACCUUUACAAGGGAAAAUCUGGACAGAGCUUUCAAAGUUGGAGAAAGAGAUGUGUAGAUUGAAAAAAGCAGGAAAACAAGAAAUCGAACAAUACAAAUGCUCUCUGAGGAGAAAAUAUAAAGAACUAAGAGCUAAGCAACAAAGCAUUGAAAUGACAGAUUCAAUUACAUACUUCCUAAUUGGAAUGUCUAGCUCAGGACCGGAGCGAUGCCAUUUCCUGAAAUGGAUGCAGAUACAGUUGGACAAUCUGUCAAGACAGAACCUGUCUGGUUUGAGAGAGAAAUAUAAAAAUCUUCAAGAAAAGGAAUCUGAGAAAAAAGAAAUGGCAUAUUUAGAUAAGCAACAAAAAGAGAUUUUUGAAUUGGAUAGGCAAAUAUCUGAUUGUUCUCUGGGACUAGAACACUUCCUACGUGAGGUGGGUCAGUUAUAUGAAUCUGUCUGCUCUCUCCCUAAAGACCACCCUCAAAGAAAACAGAUGGAGCGUCUACCUAGAUUGUGCGCUCAGAUGCUUUUGGAUGGUUUUCCUGUUGAGCUUGUGGAUGGAGAUGCAUCAAACAUCCCACUAAAUUGGAUAUCAGCUGUACUAACUCAGCUUCAUAUACUUGUGAAAUCUAACAGCAAGAUCUGUGUUGUCACAGUUUUAGGAGUUCAAAGCACUGGGAAGUCCACUCUCCUCAACACCAUGUUUGGGGUCCAGUUUGCUGUCAGCAGUGGAAGAUGUACCAGAGGGGCCUUCAUGCAAUUGAUAAACAUCAAUAAAGAUCUCAAAGAGGAGCUCAAAUGUGACUUUAUUAUGGUAAUUGACACAGAGGGGUUGAAAUCACCAGAGUUAGCUCAGCUAGAUGACAGCUAUGAGCAUGACAAUGAACUGGCCACACUGGUCAUAGGACUCAGUGAUGUCACGAUUAUUAACAUCUCCAUGGAGAACUCAACAGAGAUGAAGGAUGUUCUCCAGAUUGUUGUUCAUGCUUUUAUCAGGAUGAAGGAAGUGGGUAAGAAGCCAAUUUGUCAUUUUGUUCACCAGAAUGUGUCAGACAUUUCUGCUUAUGACAACAACAUGAGAGACAGGAAGAAGUUGUUGAAACAGUUGAAUGAAAUGACCCAGGCAGCAGCCAGAAUGGAAAAGAAGGAGAACAUCACCAAGUUCACUGAUGUGAUGGAUUAUGAUCCAGACACAAACAGCACCUACAUCCCAGGACUCUGGCGUGGAACUCCUCCUAUGGCUCCAGUCAAUGCUGGAUACAGUGAGGCUGUGUAUGACUUCAAGAAGAGCUUGAUGCAAGAUUUUAGAAAAUGCAAAAAAAAUGACAUCACACAUUUCAUGACCUGGACAAAAAGCUUGUGGGAGUCUGUAAAAUUUGAGAACUUCAUCUUUCAUUUCAGAAACAGUUUUGUGGCAGAUGCGUACACUAGAUUAUGUACUGAGUACAAUGGUUGGGAAUGGGCCUUUCAGAAAGAAAUGUACUCCUGGAAAAUGCAUGCAGAAACCAGCAUUUCUAAUUUUGGCAUGACAGGUGUAAACACAAUAUUGCACUCAGUAAAAAGUUUACUGGAGGACUUGCUGAGCAAGGCAUCCGAGAAGCUAUCAUUGGAGGAAAAGAAAAUCCAAGACAAUUUAGCGAAGUACUUUGAAAACCAAGAGGGUCAUGUCAGUCUGGUUGAAAAAUACAGGGAGGACUUUGUGGCCAGUGCAAAAACACUGAGACGAGAGACAGAAAACAAACUGAAGGACACUCUACAUGCAGCUGUUGAAAUCAAAGAGGGGAUGACCAAAGUGGAGGAAAUAAAGAGCUCCCAUGCCAGUACAUUAGAAAAAAAAGUUCUGGAUUUGCUGCUAAUUUGCAGACAGAAGAAAUCUGAUUUAUCAGAUCAGAACCUCAGAGAAGAGUUUGAAAUUAUGUGGAAGGAAACUCUAUCUGAAAUCAACUUCAGAGGACUCCCAAUAAAAAAUGUUGCUCAAGAGGCCUUCCUUGUGUUAGGUGGAAAUCUAUCCACAAGAGGGAGCUAUGUCAAAAGUAUGUUGGUUGGAAACAGUCUGGCAAAUUGUGGGAAAAAUCCCUUUGAGGUGAAAUCACUGGAUUGGUGUGAUAAAGCUAAAGGUUUAACCAAACACAGGGAUCCGCACUAUUACAGGAAAAAACUGCAGGACUUAUGUGAUGUCAUCAUAGCACAGUGUCAGAAAUCGAUAACCCAGAUUGUGGGAAACAAAUCAGAUUACCAUGAUACUUACAUUAAGGAACUGCUUAAAAGCAUUGAUGAUACUUUGUUACAACCCAAUAAACGUAAAGUUAGUGAGGAAUGUGAGGUUUCACUGAAGUUACACAUCUGUGGCAUUGCAGUCAGAGAGUUCCAGAACAUGCAUGAUCAUUUCAUUACAGUCAAUGAUCCAAGGAAGUGCCUUGAAAAGUCUAAGAGCAAGUAUCUUAAUGACUUCAUAGACUUGUUUCAUGAGCGAGACCAAUGCCAAAAGAAAGCUGAGGAUUUCACCAAGCUGUGUUUACAACCAGCUGUACUGGACUAUGUGACCAAAAUGAUUGGUCCUGAUGUGGUGGAUGAAAUGAAGACUGGUAAAGGAUCAGAGGAUUAUAACACAAGAGGGGCUUUCCAAUUCUCCAUUUUAAAACAGCUGCUGACUGAUGGAGAAUAUGAGAAAUAUGAGGGGUACAUUAGAAAGUAUGAACAGUUUGUAAAGGAUUGGCUAUUUGAACACAUUGUCAAUCAACUGUCAAAGGAGAAUGGACUAGAAAGACUGAAGAAUAAACAUCUUAAAGACAUAGUCAAAUUAAUUACUGAUGCAAUAGAAAAAGUCAGAAAUACAACUAACAUUUUUAAUGAUAUCAAGAUGUUUAUUCAGCACCUUUGUGUUGACCUUGGAGACAAGCUUGUCAUUCCCAAGGAUGUUCUGGAUUCCAUCAUGACUCUGAACUGCUCUAAAAAUACAGAACAGUUCGCUGACAAUCUCACAGUGUUUGUGGGAGAAAUGAAGCAGUCACUGGCUGACAAAUAUGACCAUGAGAUGGACAUCGAAAAGCAUCUCAGGUCUCUCCCAUUCAAGCCUCAGGACAAGAUGUUCACCAGUCUGUUUGGUUGUGGGGAGGUUUGUCCCUUCUGUAAAGCACCAUGUGAAGCAGGAGGAAAGGAACAUUCAAAACACUUCACCUCCAUUCACCGUCCACAAGGUGUUAGUGGUUGGAGGAAUAAAGACACACAAGUGUUAGUGACUAGAAUAUGUUCCUCCUCUGUAAUUAGUAAUGGAACAUUUAGCAACACCCUGACUAAAGACCAACCUCACCCCUACAAAGACUACCAGAAAUAUUACCCAGACUGGAUCAUAACUGGAGAUUCCAGCGUGGAGGCUUCAGACUACUGGAAAUAUGUGAUGGCAACAUUCAAUGAGAGAAUAGCUAAAGAGACAAAUGCACAUCCUGCAGUUAUUCCUACUGAUUGGAAGGCUUUAACGCUUGAGGAUGCAAUGAAAAGCUUGAAAAUGUCAUUCAACAUUAGAGAUUAGUGUACAUCAAGGCUAUGGGAAGUAGACUAGUUAACUACAUGCAAUUGACCGUUCAAGAUUCAUGAUUUAUCACAGAAUGAAAGUAUGCGCACGUUGCCUAGAAAACUGUUUAAAAAUAAUCAAACCGUUCUGUAAAUAUUUUAUGCAAUUAGGGAAUUGACAACUGCAUCACCAAUAGUCAGUUACAAAAGUGGAUUCAUUAUGUGUAGAUUUGUGGGUGAUUGUAAUUUUUACAGCAAAGAGGUGAUUAAAAUAAUUAAGCCGUGAAACAUGGAAAUAUGAACACCAACAACAACAGAUUAACCAACAUACAUUACAGAGGCCACUAAUGAGGAGCCACUCUGAUAUUAUUAAAACAAAUAUAUACUUAUUAUAUUGAAAGUCCAAUUUACUUUACCAUCUAUCCCACAGUAAAUGACUUCAGCAAUUAUUAUAUAGGGGGGACUGCAUGGUUUAUUUUAGUGGAUUGCCUGGUUUAGUGGACUGUUGGACUGAAUGGUUUGUGGACAGCAUGGAAUAUUUUAACUCAGAUUUGGUUUCAUUUGUAUGUAACUUUCAUGGACUAAUUUCUUUGAUGGAAGCUAUAAUGCCGUUAUUCAGGCAAAUAGUUUUUCAUUGAUAUAUUUUUUCUUUGUUUUAGGUGUUAAAUGAGUUGGUGUGAUGGUGCCUAUAUCAGUUAUUAGGUUCUAACUGAUGAUUAAAUUGCUUUUUAAACCAAACUUCAAAUAGGGAUUUGGUCAUAACCUUCAUUGCAAAUUUGAUGACUGUUAUUUAUGUUUGUAUUAAUGAUGAUGAAAAUAAUCUAAUGAUGAUAAUUAUGAUUCUUUUUGUUUUCAUUUAGAAUCCUGAUUAAUACUGAUGAUUGUUGUUGGUGAUGACAAAAUAUAAUUUCCCCUUUUCGACCAAUCAUUUCCAUUAGUUUAUUGUGUUAUUGUUUCCUUUUUACAUUUCUACAUUGUAAUGUGAUGUUUGACAAGGGUGUUGAACCUUCUUAUCUGUAUCAUAAACGCUGAAACUCACCCAAAAUAAAUGUCUUCACAAAAGUAAUUUUCCCUAUUCCCUUAACAAAGUCCUCCAGGUCCAACUACAUUACAGUCUGUAGGUUCAACUAUAGUACAGUCUGCAGUUCCAACUAUAGUACAGUCUGUAGGUCCAACUACAGUACAGUCUGUAGGUCCAACUACAGUACAGUCUUUAGGUCAAACUAUAGUACAGUCUGCAGGUCCAACUAUAGUACAGUCUGUAGGUCCAACUAUAUUACAGUAUGUAGGUCCAACUAUAGUACAGUCUGCAGGUCCAACUAUAUUACAGUCUGUAGGUCCAACUAUAGUAGUCUUUUGGUCCAACUAUAGUACAGUCUGCAGGUCCAACUAUAUUACAGUCUGUAGGUCCAACUAUAGUAGUCUUUUGGUCCAACUAUAGUACAGUCUGUAGGUCCAACUAUAGUACAGUCUCUUGGUUCAGCUAUAGUACAGUCUGCAAGUCCAACUAUAGUACAGUCUGUAGGUCCCACUAUAGUACAGUCUGCAGGUCCAACUAUAAUACAGCCCGUAGGUCCAACUAUAGUACAGUCUGUAGGUCCAACUCUAGUACAGAUUGCAGGUCCAACUAUAGUACAGUCUGCAGGUCCAACUAUAGUACAGUCUGUAGGUCUCUAGGUCCAAUCACAACCUCAAACUACAAUUUCACAGCCAUUGCUGGGCUUGAGAUGGAGGUUAAGAGAACCAUUGACCUCUACUAGAAUUACUCUGCAAGUUUGGUGCAUCACACAUUCACAACCAACUUAGCUAUCUAAAAUAAGUCAUCAAAAUGUAUUACAGUUAAAACAUUUACAUUUUUAUUUAAAAAAAACUGGUCUUGCUAUGACUGAGCUAAUGGCUUUAAGGUCUUCAGAAGCUGAAUGUUGUCAAUGUCAUUUUGAUAAAACUGUGGCAGAAUCUAGAACAAAUGUUUGGAUAGUAUUUUGUUUGCUGGGAUACUGGAAAUCUGUGGCAGUCAUCUAAACUGCAGGUACUGAAAGGUCCUGUCACAUCUGUUAUGUAUGCACAGUUUGUGCAAUCACGUGAGAUAUUAGUUGACUAAGGAUUGUCGCAUGGUGUUUUUAAAGAGUACAGUUUGCUCUUAUCUUAUGUGUCCGUAUUAUCCCUGUAACCUAACAACAUCCAAACUAGUGAGGGACAAACAUAUCUAAGAAACCAUCGCCACCUCCUGGAAACUACAGAAAAACACCACACACAAAUAUCCUGCAGGUGGAGACAGAAACCUUUCAAACACAACGUUUAGGUAAAUUUGUAAUAUCGUAUGUAUUUAUCAAUAUUAACUAGAGAAUUGUGCUUACAUGUAUUAUCUUUGAUUAACCUUUGUGAGGACCUUAAUUAAUGUCACUCAUGGAUAAAGGUUUGUGUAAGAACUGACAUUUACUAAAUGCUGAUGUUGUUUACAAUUAUUCGCAGGCUUUAAGCAAAAACUUUACUAAGAGCAGAAAUGACCAGAUUAACUGUCUGAUGAACUGUCUAGAAUAAUAGAGUUGGGGUUUAGGAUGAUAAAUAUUGCAUAUAAUUGUUCUUGUUUCAUUCACGUGUUUCCUGUUUUCCAUGUAUGUUGCAGAGAAGAUAAAGGUCAAAGGGCAACCCCAGGUGUCACAUUAAAACAGUCUUAGCACAUGUGUAACCAAUAGGAAGGAAGAGAAAUAGGACAGGGUGGGACGAGGAAGUAUUAAGGGUUGUCUACUGACAGGUAUAAAAUGUAUGUGUUUUUCCAAAUGUAUCAGAGCUCCCCGAUUAAACGUUUAAGACCA
Molecule: messenger RNA, 12933 nt
Organism: Esox lucius (northern pike)
Lineage: Eukaryota; Metazoa; Chordata; Actinopteri; Esociformes; Esocidae
Exons: 22
Coding region: 123-10136 (3337 amino acids)
Molecular function (GO): GTP binding; protein binding
Source: RefSeq, a predicted model, not a curated record